Messenger RNA from Fusarium poae, 972 nucleotides. RefSeq lists its product as uncharacterized. The transcript has 2 exons. NCBI's taxonomy places the organism in Eukaryota, Fungi, Ascomycota, Sordariomycetes, Hypocreales, Nectriaceae. The record is from RefSeq and is a predicted model, not a curated record. Bases 1 to 972 code for a protein of 323 amino acids.
AUGGCAGAACCUCUCACCGAUACAAACCCAUCUGUGACGAAUGCCAUCAAGGCGCUUACAGAGAGCAUCAUCCGUGACAAACAGCUUGAAGCAAAGGCUGGAGCCUCAACCAAGGAGAAUGUUCCCUCUCAACCCGCUCAAAAAGCUGCUCCCACCUCGGGGAAGAAGCGCAAGGCAGAAACGUCGCUAGAUGAUGAAAUCGAAGAGUACACGGCAGAUCUCGACAAUGUUAUCUGCACAGACGAUUUCGAGAACGACCCGCUUCCUAGUUGUAGUUCUGUUCGCGCAAAGAUGAAAAAGCUCUUCGAUUCGGGCAUCAUGACCAAAGCAGAUUUCUGUAGAGCUACAGGCGCAAACUCCAAUUCACUUAACAGCUUCCUCAAGCAAAAGGGUCCUUACGGUGGCUCUGGUAGUUCUGUCUGGCGCAACGCAUACAAUUGGUUCAAGCAGCGUGAAGUCAUGGGUCUCAAGAUGCCUGAUCCCAAGAAACGCCGCAUCGCAGAGGCAAAGAAGAAAGGUGCAGAUGGACAGACUUCCAAGGGAGAAUCGUUGGCCAAGAGUCCAACGACGGGUCUUCCCGACAUAAGCGGCAUCCAUCUCCCCUUUGAGGAAGAAGACGAUGUACCAGUCUACGACGACUGCGAUGAAAUCCGUCGCAAGAUCAAUGCGCACUUGAGGACCACCAAUGUCACCCAAGCGCAGUUCUGUCGAGACCUGUACGCUCAGUUCAAAACACCCAAGUUCAAGGGAAUCCAGUCAAAGCAGUUAUCCGACUUUCGUUCAACCAAAGGAUCGAAUUGUGGUGCAAAGAGCUCUGUAUAUUACACGGCAUAUGUGUAUUUUGAGAAGCUUAGGAUUGCGCAGGGAAAGCCCAUGAGCCAGCAUCAUGCCUUGAAUAUGGACUUGAAUCCCGGGGGCCUGCCGAGAGAUGUUGACGGUAGAGCUAUUGUUUGGUAUCUCGGAGCUGCGUAG